Phragmites australis (common reed) is the source of this 1329-nucleotide messenger RNA. RefSeq names its product MADS-box transcription factor 3-like. The transcript is spliced from 10 exons. Gene Ontology annotation, biological process: positive regulation of transcription by RNA polymerase II. The record is from RefSeq and is a predicted model, not a curated record. Gene Ontology annotation, molecular function: RNA polymerase II cis-regulatory region sequence-specific DNA binding; DNA-binding transcription factor activity, RNA polymerase II-specific; protein dimerization activity. Gene Ontology annotation, cellular component: nucleus. Lineage: Eukaryota; Viridiplantae; Streptophyta; Magnoliopsida; Poales; Poaceae. Bases 106 to 963 code for a protein of 285 amino acids.
AUCAGCUUCGAAUCCUUUCUCUCUUUGCAUCAUCUGUAUAGGUAGUAGAAUCUUGGUUGCUAUGUUGUAAGGAUCUAGCUAGAAGAGGCAAUAAGAGGAAGAUACAUGGCGGCUAAGGUCUCCAAUCUUUUACAAAACACACCACAACAGGCAAAGUGCAAGAUAGGAAAUGGAUCAUGUACUGAUUUGAGCUGUGGGCCGUCCAAUGUGAAAGAGCAGCAGGCGCCGGCCGGCUCGGGGCCGUCGGCCGGGAGCGACAAGCCAGGGAGGGGAAAGAUCGAGAUCAAGCGCAUCGAGAACACGACCAACAGGCAGGUCACCUUCUGCAAGCGCCGCAACGGCCUCCUCAAGAAGGCGUACGAGCUCUCGGUGCUCUGCGACGCCGAGAUCGCGCUCAUCGUCUUCUCCAGCCGCGGCCGCCUCUACGAGUACGCCAACAACAGUGUGAAGGCCACCAUUGAGAGGUACAAAAAGGCCAGCAGUGACAGCUCCAACUCUGGCACGGUUGCAGAAGUCAAUGCCCAGUACUACCAGCAGGAGUCCGCCAAGCUGCGCCAGACGAUCAGUAGCUUGCAAAACUCAAACAGUAGGACCUUAGUGGGAGAUGCAAUCAACACCACGAGCCUCAGGGAUCUUAAGCAGCUGGAGGGCAGGCUGGAGAAAGGCAUAGCCAAGAUUAGAGCUAGAAAGAAUGAGCUGUUAGACGCUGAAGUCGAGUAUAUGCUGAAAAGGGAGAUGGAUCUACAGAGUGACAACAUGUACUUGAGGAACAAGGUCACUGAGAACGAGAGGGGUCAGCAGCCGAUGAACAUGCUGGGGGCACCAUCAACAAGUGAACACGAUCACAUGGUCCCAUACGACUCCAGAAACUUCCUGCAAGUGAGCAUCAUGCAUCAGCCUCAUCUUUACUCCCAUCAGCUGCAACCAACGACCCUUCAACUCGGUCAACAGCCCUUCAGUUAGUGUUGCUGGACACACCGCACACAUUAGGUAAAGACACCCACCCAAUCAAACCUGAAUGCGCCCAUCCACGCAGCUGUUAUCAUGUGUCUGAGAUGAAGUAGUUCUAUGCAUGCACAAUAGUAACUGUAUUGUUCAGUGUGAAAUAACUGUAACGUCUGUCCGCACGGCAAGCACUUGUUCAGUGUUAGUUGCUCCACAGCAGCAGCUAGCUAGCUCAUCGCAAGAGGCUUGCCACCGGCCAGUACAAUUGUGCUCAAGUUGUAUUCUGUAAUAUUACUAUCCUGGUACGCCCGCUGAAGUACUCUAAUUUAUGUAAGUUCGAUCAGAUGCUAAACACUAAGGCUUGAUCCAUUAAUUUUGCCUUUC